Stereum hirsutum FP-91666 SS1 is the source of this 3328-nucleotide messenger RNA. RefSeq lists its product as uncharacterized. The record is from RefSeq and is a predicted model, not a curated record. Gene Ontology annotation, molecular function: sodium:proton antiporter activity. Gene Ontology annotation, biological process: intracellular potassium ion homeostasis; regulation of membrane potential; sodium ion export across plasma membrane. Gene Ontology annotation, cellular component: plasma membrane. The transcript has 9 exons. The coding region runs from base 224 to 3061 and encodes 945 amino acids. Lineage: Eukaryota; Fungi; Basidiomycota; Agaricomycetes; Russulales; Stereaceae.
GACUGUGCCGCAGACAAUCCAGACGACGCCCAGGAGCUUGAGCCCUUUCUGCUUAUCAUCGUACCCCAGUUUCAUUCAUCUUACCCUCAACCUCGUCGAUUCUGCUAGGCAGCCCUUCAUAUACGACCAACUGGACGAACUGACAAGGAUCAAGUAUCUGUACUACAGAGCACGACUCACGAAAUAACCAACUCUUUACGACUCGGACUAUCCAACCGUUACGAUGGCACCGACUUUGGGACAAUUUUCUCCAUUUCAGGUCGAUGUACCUCACGUCGCAUAUGCCGCCCUAGGAGGAUUCGUCGUCUUCUUUGGGAUGUUCUCGCUCUUCAUACGAGAGAAGCUCUAUAUCGGCGAAGCAUGCUGGGCAUUUUUAUUUGGUGUCAUCAUUGGUCCAUACUGCGCCGAUAUCUUCAAUCCCCGCGGGUGGGGCAACGGUGACGAGGACGUUGUCAAUACGAUCACCCUGGAAUUUACCCGUGUUGUCCUCGCUAUCGGUGUCUUCGCGAUCGGUGUCGAACUCCCGAAACAGUACAUGAAAAGACAUUGGAAAAGUCUAGCCUUCCUGCUGUUUCCCUGUAUGACUUGGGGCUGGUUCGUCUCCGCGGGGCUCAUUUACGCCCUCAUACCGAAGCUCAACUUCCUCUCCUCUCUCGCCAUUGCCGCAUGCCUUACACCAACCGAUCCUAUCCUCGCGGCGGCCGUUGUUGGUGGAAAGUACGCUGAUAAGCACGUCCCUGCUCACUUGCGGCAUCUGCUUGCUGCAGAGAGCGGGUGUAACGACGGAGCGGCAUUCCCGUUCUUGUAUAUCUCGCUGUACUUGAUCAUUGACAAGAAUACGGGUACGGCGGUGAGUGACUGGUUCGUUGUCCUAUGGCUAUACGAGGUGUUCCUUGGAAUCGUCUUCGGCGCUAUCAUCGGCUUUGGGUUUCGACACCUCAUGAAAUUCUGCGAACGCAAAGAGCUGAUCGAUAGACAGUCCUACGUCGCGCAGUAUGUCUCCCUCGCUCUCCUCACCAUCGGCACCACCACCAUGCUCGGGUCGGACGAUCUUCUUGCCGCCUUCUCCUGCGGGACGGCAUUCGCCUGGGACGGGUUCUUCAAUCGUCAGACGGAGGAAUCCGUGUUCAGCAGCGUGAUUGAUCUGCUAUUCAACGUGGCGGCAUUCGUGUUCGUUGGAGCGUGGACGCCGUUCAGCGAUUUCAGCAGCGAAGAGUUUAGUUUGGACGUGUGGAGGCUGGUCGUCAUUGCGAUACUUGUCUUGUUGUUGAGGAGGUUGCCGAUUAUGUUGGCGCUGUAUAAGUGGAUCCCGGACGUGAAGAAUUUCCGGGAGGCGGUUUUCAGUGGACACUUUGGCCCCAUGGGCAUCGGAGCCAUCUUCAUCUCGACCCUCGCUGCCGAAUCUCUCCCGGAGCCCUCGUCUCCGCCAGCAAACCAACAAGAAAUCCUCGCCGGCACCAUCCAACCUAUCGUCGCCUUCAUGGUCGUCGCCUCCAUUCUCAUUCACGGUCUCUCCAUCCCCUUCUUCUCCCUCGGUCGUCGCGUCCACUCCGUCUCGCGUACCUGGUCGCGCCACGCCACUCUCGAGCCCACGCCCGAAUGGGCCACUCACACGCGUGCCGUCAGUCGUCCUGAGGAUAUCGUCAUCAAUAGGGAUGCGGAUGCGCUGGAGAGAGGAGAGGUGCCGUCGCAUGUGAAGGAUGAGGAGGAUAGUGGGGUGAGCGGGGAGGAGAAGUUUAUGGAGGGUGUGGAGGCGGGUAAGGAGGAGGAAAAGAGAGAUGUUGCAAGGGAGGUUGAAAGGGCUGGUGGCGUUCCGAUCGUUGAGGAAGGCAGGGAAGGAAGUGGUUCGGAGACAGCUCAGGGGAGCACGCAUGCACUCGGAGAGAGGAAGCUUGGAGAAGAGGAAGGACAGGAGUAUAAGGAGCAGAAUCUACCGGAUGGGGAGGACACGGUGCAAGAGUGGAAGGAAGGGCCGCAUAAGAUCAUCGAGAGGAGGGCAGGACCUGGGGAGGAGGUCGAAGUUGAAGUCCAACGCAAUGCAUACGCCAAACAUCCUGACGCCGAGCCAGUUACUCAGGCGUUCCGUGGUACCGAAGGACACGUGCACGACGUCGCUGCACGAUUUAUGCACGGCCUUCAGCAUGCCCCCAAGGACGCAGAGAAAGCGGUGGAAAAGGUGGAAGAGAAGGCAGAAAAGGCGGUGGAGAGCUUGUCACCUCAUCUGUCGCCUAUUACCUCACCGACCAAGCAUUCGAAGGCCACGACCGAAUCCCAAGCAGGACCGAGCGGUAGCGCCGAUGCAGGAGGAAACGGUGGUGAGGAAGACGAAGGAUGGGCUUCAGACGGGACGACUGAACGUGGUCAGAGCGGAAAACGAUCAGGCUCGAGCCCAGGGUCCAGACAUGGCAAGAGGCGCCUGUUCAUGCACGGUGUGGGACGUAUCGGUCGACGCAAGCCUACGACAGGGAAUGUUACUGGAAGUCGCUCAAGCCGUCCCUCAUCCGGCGCUAGCACUGGUCCUCUUCUGCAAGGGCACGAUGCUGCUUCUCGGCGCUCGCCUUCGCCCACUCCUUCGAGUCCUAUAGUCGUGGACUACGCUACACAACCGCCUCCUCAACCGUCUUUGCCACCGACCCAGUCUAUUCCGCCUAUUAUGACUGAACUUGCAUCUUCAUCCCCAUCUACUACACCUGAGGACGAGUCACCCAAUACACCAGAGGACAGUCGCGGACGUCCGCCUCCACGACCGGAGGCAGGAGGCAGGAGACGGUCGAGGCAGCACCAUAGACUGGAUACGCUCAGGAGGGAAGGUGGUGGAUCGUUUGGCAGUAGGGAUUCCAGUCCUUCUAGGAGUAUUAGGUGGGCGGACGAGGCUGGUGGUCCGAGGUCGCCAUUGCCUUUGUCGCCUACAAGUGACACCUUUGGAGAUGAUGCGGGUGCAGAUAGGGAGAGGGACGGUGGGGAUAGUGGGGAUGAAGACGGGGGAGGGAGGAGUGCAGGACCCAGGUCGAGCACUAGCGUGAGGUUCGAGUUGCCGGGUGCUGGAGAGGGAGGAAGAUGAGAGCGUGAUUACGAACAAUAAGUGUAGGAGACCGGUGAUGUUGCGCUGUGUGUUUUCAUCCACUAUUCCUCUCAUGCCUGUUGCUAUCUGAUUGUCCAAGUCGUGCAUUCACCUACGUGUUCGUCCUGUCACAACCCAUCCAACAUGUCCAUAUUCUAGUCUAUUUCCGCAUCAUUUACUUACGGUAUUGCAUGUUCGUUACCCUGUCACAUUUCUAUGAGUUCGCAUUUCACAACUUUGUUCGUUCAGUCCUAUUUUCAUGUUUUC